Colletotrichum spaethianum is the source of this 897-nucleotide messenger RNA. RefSeq lists its product as uncharacterized. Lineage: Eukaryota; Fungi; Ascomycota; Sordariomycetes; Glomerellales; Glomerellaceae. The transcript is spliced from 2 exons. The record is from RefSeq and is a predicted model, not a curated record. The coding region runs from base 1 to 897 and encodes 298 amino acids.
AUGGGCAAGAAAACCUACGAGCCUGAUUCCGACUCCGACAUGGAGGACGGUGGCGCAAAGCUCACUGCACCUACGAGUAAUGUUGCGAAGUCGACCGACGCCAUGGACGUAGACGUUCCCCCAACCCCCGCCGACAAGAAACAGGCUGCGGCCGCCGCACGCGCCGAACGGGCUGCGCGUAGGAAGCAAAGACGUGAAGAGCUUGCGGCACAAGGAGGCUCACAGGUCUCAUCGAUUGCCAGCACACCGAACCCGGACUCCGAACCCGCGUCGCCCACGAAGAAUAGCCAGGAGACAAAGUCAAGAAGAAAGAAGACGGAAAGAAAGACCCCUAAGAAGGCGAAUAAUACUGAGAAGACGGACGAGAAGGCUGAAGAGAAGAUCGAUCCGGCGGCAGACACGGAGACACCCAGCGAGCCCGCCACCGCACCCGCUCCGGCACCUGCUACGGACGCCGAGCCGCAUCCGGUCGUGGUCGACACAAAGCCUGCCAAGACCGAGGCCACAAACACCACAAGCACAUCCGUGGCGGGUGACACCAUGUCGAACGCACCCAGCUCGGUCAGCGGGGUCGACUCACAACACCAGGGCCUCAACCGCGCGGCGCGGCGGCGGCUGAUGCAGAUUGAAAACCGGCGGCUGGCGAUCAAGAAGGAGCUCGGCAUCGCGGUUGACUCGGACGACCGCCAGGCCGAGGUGAACGCUCUGCUGGCGGCCUGGACGGCACAGUUUGACGAAAAGGCCGAGGCGCGCGCGGCCAAGAAGGCGGCCAAGAAAGACUUGUCAGCAAAGGGUAAGCUUCUCACAGGACACAACAUCAACGAUUAUGAGAAGCAGAAGCAGAUAAAGAAGCAGAAACGAAAAGAGGCCCUAAGAGCCCGGCAGGAAGGCAGCUAG